GGGGCACACAGGUAGGCCACUUUCCACUGGUCACUGCCGAUAGCCCUUGCCUGCCUUCAUGCUUGAAGGUGUCAGUGGGGCAAAACACGAGGCACGAGGUCCUUACCAGCCCCAGAGUGCUGUGCCAUCCCAGACUGUGCCAGGAUAUGUUUCCUGAAAGAUUCAUGCCCGAGGCUGUAACAACUAAGGACGCCAGUAUGUAGUGGUGUGACAUAAUGGCCGAAAAUACAAGUGUCUGGUGUUUCUCCGAUGUGAGUUCCUGGCCCAGCUGAUGAUGUUCCUGAUCAGCUUCAUAAGCUCAGUGUUCUGCGGCCAUCUGGGCAAGCUGGAGCUGGACGCAGUUACGCUGGCAAUCGCGGUUAUCAAUGUCACUGGCAUUUCAGUGGGGCAUGGCUUGUCUUCCGCCUGUGACACCCUCAUCUCCCAGACAUUCGGGAGCCAGAACUUGAAGCACGUGGGGGUUAUCCUGCAGAGGGGGAUACUCAUCCUGCUCCUCUGCUGUUUUCCCUGCUGGGCACUCUUCAUCAACACUGAGCACAUUCUGCUGCUCUUCAGGCAGGACCCGGAUGUAUCCAGGCUCACCCAGACCUACGUCAUGAUCUUCAUCCCAGCGCUUCCUGCAGCCUUUCUUUAUACGUUACAAGUUAAAUACUUGCUCAACCAGGGCAUUGUUCUGCCGCAGAUUGUGACUGGCAUCGCAGCCAACCUUGUCAAUGCCCUGGCCAACUAUCUGUUUCUGUAUCAGCUGCAUCUAGGGGUGAUGGGCUCAGCGAUAGCCAACACCAUCUCCCAGUUUGCCUUGGCCAUCCUCCUGUUCCUCUACAUCCUCUGGAGAAAACUACAUCAAGCCACCUGGGGAGGGUGGUCCUGGGACUGUCUUCAUGACUGGGCCUCCUUCCUGCAGCUGGCUGUCCCCAGCAUGCUCAUGCUGUGCAUCGAGUGGUGGGCCUAUGAGAUCGGCAGCUUCCUGAGUGGUAUCCUCGGCAUGGUGGAGCUGGGAGCCCAGUCCAUCACCUAUGAAUUGGCUAUCAUUGUGUACAUGAUCCCUGCAGGCUUCAGUGUGGCUGCCAAUGUCCGGGUGGGAAAUGCCUUGGGUGCUGGAAACAUUGAACAGGCCAAGAAGUCCUCAACAGUUUCCUUGAUAGUCACAGAGCUCUUUGCUGUGACCUUCUGUGCCCUGCUGCUAGGCUGUAAGGAUCUUGUGGGCUACAUUUUCACUACUGACCGAGACAUCGUGGACUUGGUGUCUCAAGUCAUCCCCAUUUAUGCUGUGUCCCACCUCUUUGAAAGUCUUGCUUGUACCUGUGGUGGUGUUCUGAGGGGCACUGGAAACCAGAAGGUUGGAGCCAUCGUUAAUGCUAUCGGAUAUUACGUGAUUGGCCUCCCCAUCGGGAUUGCACUGAUGUUUGCAGCCAAGCUGGGAGUGAUAGGUCUGUGGUCAGGGAUCAUCAUCUGCAGUUUCUGCCAGGUCUCAUGUUUUCUGGCUUUUAUUGCCCGGCUCAACUGGAAACUCGCCUGUCAACAGGCUCAAGUACAUGCCAAUUUGAAGGUAAAUGUGACCCUGAAUGGGAAUUCUGCUGUAUCUCAGGAACCAGCUCACGCAGUGUGUCCAGAAAGCCAUGGAGAGAUCAUGAUGACAGAUCUUGAAAAAAAAGAUGAGACUCAAUUGGACCAGCAGACGAACCAGCAACAAGUUUUGCCUGUCCACCCGAAGGACAGCAAUGUGCCGUCUAGGAAACAGUUGAUCCUAUGGCGAGGGCUCCUGCUCCUGGGAGUAGUUGUAGUCUUGGUGGGAGGGAUUUUAGUGAGACUAUAUGUCAGAAUUGAAUGAUGUGGAAGGGUCAGAGACCAAGCCACACAGGUGCUCCUCAGUUUGUGAGAUUGGCACCUAUCCAAUCCACCACCUCUUGGAAUAUUACAUCAGGACUGGAGGCAUUGCUGUGGCCGACAAAGACAUGCUUAGUGUGGUCGGGGCCCUCUACCAAGUAAGCUCUGUCUCUUUCUCUCUCUAACACAGAGACAGAGCGAGCGAGUGAGAGACAGAGAAACUGAGAGUCACCGACACACAACACAGAGAGAUGGAGAGUCUCUCUUACACACAGACACAGAGAGAGGCAUGCGUUUUGAGGGGACAAUGCAUGCAAUACACUUAUCCUACCCAAAAACCAGUGUUUGAAAUACUGUACCAACUAGGAUGUUGAUUUUUUUCACCUCUGGGGGUGCAGGACCACCUGGGGGCUAUAGAUCACUGUCACUGUCCCAUAUCUCCAAAGGAUGGUGUCACACAUUGAGAAUCCAGGGAAAGCUCCCAGUUCAAAAUAGUCUCUACUAAAUUCACGCCACUUUUGCACCAGUGUAGAGUUGGGCCCCUGGAAUGUGAAUUACCGUAAGCCUGGGACCACAUGCAGCUUUGAACUCACAGACAAUGCACAGGCCUGGCAGCUGCCAGUCAUUUUAGCUAACAGACUUCAACUGUACUCAUGGAUUUUAUGAACUGAGACUUCAAAUACGUUUUUUUUUCCUAAUAAAGAGUAAGGGAAACACCAUAUUGUGGUCUAAGAUAAUAUGGGGAAGAUGAUGGUGGAAUAUUAGUUCAUCCACCAUGGUCAAACAUGGACUGCUGUAUACUGACCGCAUUCUGGUGGGGGCUUCCCGGUUUCUUCUGCCUCCUGUUUUCUAAGAGAGAAACCUAUAGCUGGCCUGCUUCUGUUUUCUUACUGUGCAACUUCUAUUAAAUACAUUUUAAGUCA
Molecule: messenger RNA, 2750 nt
Organism: Mesocricetus auratus (golden hamster)
Lineage: Eukaryota; Metazoa; Chordata; Mammalia; Rodentia; Cricetidae
Product: multidrug and toxin extrusion protein 1
Exons: 17
Coding region: 272-1831 (519 amino acids)
Biological process (GO): xenobiotic detoxification by transmembrane export across the plasma membrane
Cellular component (GO): membrane
Molecular function (GO): xenobiotic transmembrane transporter activity; antiporter activity
Source: RefSeq, a predicted model, not a curated record